This is a messenger RNA of Closterium sp. Naga37s-1, 3033 nucleotides long. The record is from the annotation of a GenBank genome assembly. Lineage: Eukaryota; Viridiplantae; Streptophyta; Zygnematophyceae; Desmidiales; Closteriaceae.
AUGCGCUCCCUCACGCGCACUCUCUCGCACAUUCUCUCUCUCUCUCAUGCGCUCUCUCGCGCGCUCUCUUGCGCGCUCUCUCACUCGCUCUCUCGCUCGCACUCUCACUCGCCCUCUCACGCGCUCUCUCACUCGCACUCUCGCACUCUCUCACAUGCUCUCUCACGCAAUCUCUCAUGGGCUCUCACGCAUUCCGUCGCACUCCCUCUCGCGCAUUCUCUCUCACGCGCGCUCUCUCACGCGCUCUUUCAUGCAAUCUAUUACGCGGUCCUUCACGCGCUCUCUCACGCACUCUCUCACGCACUCUCUCACGCGCUCUCUGACACGCGCUGUCUCACGUGCUCUCUCACGUACUCUCUCACGCACUCUCUCACGCACUCUCUCACGCGCUCUCUCAUGGGCUCUCACGCACUCCCUCACGUGCUCUCUCUCGCGCACUCUCUUGCGCAUUCCCUCGGUCACGCGCUCUUUCUCGCGCACUCCCACGCGCCUCUUACGCGCACUCCCACGCGCUCUCUUACGCGCUCCCUCACGCGCUCUCUCACGCGCUCUCUCACGCGCUCUCUCACGCGCACUCUCACGCGCACUCGCUCUCUCACGCGCUCCCUCACGCGCUCUCUCACACACUCUCUCACGCGCUCCCUCACGCGCUCUCUCACACACUCUCUCACGCGCUCCCUCACGCGCUCUCUCACGCGCACUCUCACGCGCUCUCUCACGCGCUUGCGCUCUCUCACUCGCACUCUCACGCGCACUCUCACGCACACUCUCACGCGCACUUUCACACGCACUCUCACGCGCUCUCACACGCUCCCUCACGCGCUCUCUCACGCACUCUCUCACGCUCUAUCUCACACACUCUCUCACGCGCUCUCUCACGUGCUCCCUCACGCACUCUCUCACGCGCUCUCGCAUGCGCACUCUCACGCGCUCUCUCACAUGCUCUCUCACGCAAUCUCUCAUGCGCUCUCUCACGGGCUCUCACGCAUUCCGUCGCACUCCCUCUCGCACACUCUCUUGCGCAUUCUCUCUCUCAUGCGCUCUCUCAUGCACACUCUCUCGCACACUCUCACGCGCUCUCUCACCGCUCUCUCACGUGCUCCCUCACGCACUCUCUCACGCGCUCUCGCAUGCGCACUCUCACGCGCUCUCUCACAUGCUCUCUCACGCAAUCUCUCAUGCGCUCUCUCACGGGCUCUCACGCAUUCCGUCGCACUCCCUCUCGCACACUCUCUUGCGCAUUCUCUCUCUCACGCGCUCUCUCAUGCACACUCUCUCGCACACUCUCACGCGCUCUCUCACGCGCUCUCUCACGCACUCUCUUGCGCACUCUCUCACGCGCUCUCUGACACGUGCUCUCUCACGCGCUCUCUCACGCGCUCUCUCACGCGCUCUCUCACGCGCACUCUCACGCGCACUCGCUCUCUCACACGCUCCCUCACGCGCUCUCUCACGCACUCUCUCACGCGCUCCCUCACGCGCUCUCUCACGCGCACUCUCACGCGCUCUCUCAUGCGCUCGCGCUCUCUCAUGCACUCGCGCUCUCUCACUCGCACUCUCACGCGCACUCUCACGCGCACUUUCACACGCACUCUCACGCGCUCUCACACGCUCCCUCACGCGCUCUCUCACGCACUCUCUCACGCUCUAUCUCACACACUCUCUCACGCGCUCUCUCACGUGCUCCCUCACGCACUCUCUCACGCGCUCUCGCAUGCGCACUCUCACGCGCUCUCUCACAUGCUCUCUCACGCAAUCUCUCAUGCGCUCUCUCACGGGCUCUCACGCAUUCCGUCGCACUCCCUCUCGCACACUCUUUUGCGCAUUCUCUCUCUCACGCGCUCUCUCAUGCACACUCUCUCGCACACUCUCACGCGCUCUCUCACGCGCUCUUUGAUGCAAUCUCUUACGCGGUCCUUCACGCGCUCUCUCACGCGCUCUCUCACGCACUCUCUCACGCACUCUCUCACGCGCACUCGCUCUCUCACACGCUCCCUCAUGCGCUCUCUCACGCACUCUCUCACGCGCUCCCUCACGCGCUCUCUCACGCGCACUCUCACGCGCUCUCUCACAUGCUCGCGCUCUCUCAGUCGCACUCUCACGCGCACUCUCACGCACACUCUCACGCGCACUUUCACACGCACUCUCACGCGCUCUCACACGCUCCCUCACGUGCUCUCUCACGCACUCUCUCACGCUCUAUCUCACACACUCUCUCACGCGCUCACUCACAUGCUCUCUCACGCAAUCUCUCAUGCGCUCUCUCACGGGCUCUCACGCAUUCCGUCGCACUCCCUCUCGCGCACUCUCUUGCGCAUUCUCUCUCUCACGCCCUCUCUCAUGCACACUCUCUCGCACACUCUCACGCGCUCUCUCACGCGCUCUUUGAUGCAAUCUCUCACGCGGUCCUUCACGUACUCUCUCACGCACUCUCUCACGCGCUCUCUCACGCGCUCUCUCACGGGCUCUCAUGCACUCCCUCACAUGCUCUCUCUCGCGCACUCUCUUGCGCAUUCCCUCUGUCACGCGCUCUUUCUUGCGCACUCCCACGCGCUCUCUCACGCGCACUCCCACGCGCUCUCUUAUGCGCUCUCUGACGCACUCCCUCACACGCUCUCUCACGCGCUCUCUCACGCGCACUCUCACGCGCACUCUCACGCGCACUCGCACUCUCACGCGCUCCCUCACUCGCUCUCUCACGCGCUCCCUCACGCGCUCUCUCACGCGCUCCCUCACGCGCUCUCUCACGCGCACUCUCACGCGCUCUCUCACUCGCACUCUCACGCGCACUCUCACGCGCACUCUCACGCGCACUCUCACACGCACUCUCACGCGCUCUCACACGCUCCCUCACGCGCUCUCUCACGCACUCUCUCACUUGCGCCCUCACGCGCUCUCUCACGCACUCUCUCACUUGCGCCCUCACGCGCUCUCUCACGCACUCUCUCACGCGCUCUCGCACGCGCUCUUGCAUGCGCACUCUCACGCGCUCCCGUGCACACGCUCCCCCUCGCGCUCCUCUUCUUUAAAUAG